Mugil cephalus (flathead mullet) is the source of this 4252-nucleotide messenger RNA. It is a transcript of the gene casc3, whose product is annotated as casc3 exon junction complex subunit. Lineage: Eukaryota; Metazoa; Chordata; Actinopteri; Mugiliformes; Mugilidae. The transcript is spliced from 12 exons. Gene Ontology annotation, molecular function: mRNA binding. Gene Ontology annotation, cellular component: exon-exon junction complex. The record is from RefSeq and is a predicted model, not a curated record. Bases 30 to 2381 code for a protein of 783 amino acids. Gene Ontology annotation, biological process: mRNA processing.
CUUCCGGUUCCAGCCAUUCGACUUCUAAGAUGGCGGACCGGCGGAGAAGGAGGAGGCGCGCGUCCCAGGACAGCGAGGACGACGACGAGUCUGGUUCGGGUUCCGACAGCGGGAGGUCGGGUUCCCCCGCCACCAAGACCCGAGGACGAGAAGCCGACCCGGUGGAGGUGGUAGCGAGCCGGGUGGAGGCGAAGAGCGACGUGGAGUCCGAAUGUGAGAGUGAAGAUGAGGUUGGAGAAGCUGUCCUCUCUGACUACGACAGUGCAGAUCCAGAAGAAAAUGGCUCUCACUCAGAGGGAGUGGAGGAGGAAGAGGAGGCGGAGCGGUUCAGCGACGAAGAAGCUCCAGCAGCAGCCAGCGAGCCCAAACCCCCCGCCGCUGACGUCCCACCUCAGGGAGAGGAGGAGGAGGAGGAGGAGGAAGUGGUGGCAGAGGUCGGAGAAGAGGAGGCUGAGGGAGAGGGAGGAGGACGGAGUAAAGAGGAGAGCAAAGCAGAGGAGAAAGCAAACCUAGCAGGAGAGAGGCAGAGCGGUGACGGACAGGAGUCAACAGACGACCCCGAGACGAAGGCCGGAGGAAAACCCGGCCAGCAGCUCGAUGAUGACGAGGACCGAAAGAACCCGGCCUACAUCCCCAGGAAGGGUUUGUUCUUCGAGCACGACGUCAGAGGACACACUCAGGAGGAGGAGAGACCCAAAGGGCGAAACAGGAAGCUGUGGAAGGACGAGGGCCGCUGGGAGCACGACAGGUUCAGGGAGGAGGAGCAGGCGCCGAAGAGCCGCGAGGAGCUCAUCGCCAUCUACGGCUACGACAUUCGAAACGGCGGCGGCCCCGGAGACAGAACGUACAGGCAGCGCAGGUCAAGACAAAGUUCGUCUCCCAGCAGAGACAAGCGGUGGAGAGACGGAGGAGGAGAUCGACCGGCCCGAUCCUGGCAGAGCGGCGGAGGAGGAGGAGGUCAGAAUCGAGGGGGUCCUCCUCCACAUUCCUCCAUCCACUCAUCUUCAUCCCCUUCUUCCAUGCCUCCCUCGUCCGCUCCGCGUAGCAGCAACCCUUCCAGGCCGCCUCCCUCCCGUAGCAGAACGUCGCACCACAAUCAAAUGCACCUCCCACCUCAGUCUCAGUACAGGAAUAACGAAACCAACGCUCCCCAGACGCAUCCCAGAGAGCGACAGGGCCCUAAAGCUCCGUCGGACUCUGCGGGAGACAGGGGUGUGGCCAGUAAGGGGGGGCGAGGCGGCGGCGGGGGUAGAGGUGUUUCCACUGUGGUCAUUGAGAACAGUACAAUCAGCCAAGGAAGCGCUGCAGAACAGGACCAGAGCUUCGGCGCCGUGACGACGGCGGCAUCGACACAACCCAGCGGUUACCAGUCUGCGUCGCCGAGGAGGCAGCAGCAGGAACAAGGAGGAGGCGCAGACAGAUCGGUGUCUGGACUGGCCGCUUCCUCCUCCACCUCUGACCCCUCCCUGCAGUCGUCGGUAGCAGCGGCGACCAAUCGGGAAUCGUCUCCUCCCGCCGAGAGGCCGGUGGAGAGGAAAUCUUACUCGCUAGCUCGCAGGACUCGUUCUCGGCCUGCGGACCUGGGCAGCAAACAGGCGUCCAUGGAGGAGUCCGGGGCCGGAGGGAACGCCUCCUCCCCCAGCAGCGUGGGAGGAAAGAGCUGGGCGGCAGCGGCGGGCGACGGGCCGAGCCAGACGGCAGCGGGGGGACUGGGAGACCUGGAGCAGGACGUGGCCAGACUCAAUCUGGCCAGACAGAGCUGGAGUCAGGGCUCUACGUCGUACAUCCGGUCUGAGAUGAGAGGCCUUCCAAACCCAAUGCACAUCCCAGGAGCCCCGCCUCAGUUUUCCGGCAUCGAGGAAAUGGGCGUCAGCUCCAACCGGGUCAAGCGCUACUCCUCCCAACGCCAGAGAGCCGUGCCUGAGCCAGCACCACCCCUUCAUCUGGGAGUGAUGGAGGGACACUACUACGAGCCCAUGCCAUUCCAGGGACCAAUCUAUACUCAUGGAGAAAGCCCCGCCCCCAUACCGCCGCAAGGCAUGCUGGUCCAGCCCGAGAUGCACAUCCCACACCCCGGUCUCCAUCCCCACCAGUCAGGUGCCCCCAUCGCUAACCCCACCCUCUACGGAGGCCCGCCCGUUUCCCUCUCGCCGGGGCAGCCGCAGCAACUGCUGCCGCCUUUCUACCCUCCACCGGGAGUCAUGCCCUUCCCCUACACCACCAUGUACCCGAACCCACAGACCCAGGUGACCUACGGAGGUGUUACGUACUACGACACGAUGCAGCAGCAGGCUCAGCCCAAGCCCUCGCCCCCCCGCCGCACGUCCCAGCCCGUCACCGUCAAGCCCCCCCCUCCGGAGGUGCCCUACGCCUCAGAGUGACCCCGCCCCUCACCUCUCCCCGCCACCCAGUCUCAGCCUCACUCUGAUCUGAAAACUACAGGAGCGGGGUGGGAGGGUCGGUGAGGAGCCGCGGUCCCCAACAGCAACCGUCCGUGCUAACGAGGGAGGGCGGGACGGACAGGUGGACGUGGACACAGACUCUACAGAUGACCCACAGCAUCACUGGUGGAAUAAGACUUCAUUUCUUCCCUUUUUUUGUUUUCGUUUUCAACCCCGUAGCAGCCAGGCGGGUUGUCUGUGUCGUCGUAGUCAGGCUGUUCUGUAACCCUGCAGUCGUCGGUUUGAUCCUGCCAACGUGUCUUUGAGCAACAAAAAAACAAACAAAACUGAACAUGUAAAAAAAAAAAAAAUUACAACCGGUGGGACGGACCACUUUGGUGCAUUUAAAGUCACGAGGAGACGGACGUACGUACGGAGCAGAAGUCAGAGCUGUCGGUGCUUUCAGAGUCCGGUGUUUUUGUUUUUCCCUUUUUCACAGUGAAGCAGUGGGACUGAACCCUGGAGCCGUCAGUUCACAGGCAGUAUGAACGGUUUCAGAUUUCACUGUGCGUCAACUGUUACUUUUGUGUGAACAACAGCGUCGAUGUGUCAUCGUCCAUCCAGCGUUCUCGCCAUCACAGAAAAGUUUACAAGAAAUAAGCUGAAACUAAUUAAAACAGUUAAUGUGCUCUCGGCCUCACGUUCGUUAGCGUCACAGGUUUGAUCGUCGCCGCUCUUUUAUUUUUCCCUUUCCGUCAUUACAAACACAUCCGCUCAGUGUUGAUUAGUUAACUGGAAACUUACACCGCUGCAUGUCCAGGACUCGUCUUUACUCUGAUUCAUUUUAAUCCAUAUAUAAAAGUUAUAGAGAUGGUUUAUAACUCUUUAUAAUGUAGAUACAAGUCACGUUGACACUUGGUGGAUGUAGAUAUUGAAGGUGUGAUGAUAUAAAAUCCAAAUUUCACAUAAAUAAAACAUAAAGGUGACCAUGUUUGAGUUCAGGACUUCCACCCCAGCUGUGGUAUUAUUUCCUUGAAAGAAAUAGUAAAAUAUUUGUGCGCGCUGUACUGAUUCGUCGCCAAGUAUAAGUUCAAGAAGAUACAUUGCAGCCUGCACUUUCCUUUCUUUACUACAACCAUGAGUGACUUUAACAUAUAAAAUGAGCGGCGUGUCCCUUUAAAGGUCCGUUACCAGCCCGUCUGAACGUACGUUUGUUUCCCGAACACCGCUUUUCUUUUUUCUUUCUUUCUUUUUUUUUUGUUUUCCCUGACGAGCAAAUUUAUCGACACACAAGUUGCACAGAAACGCGUUGCCUGUUUGAGAGAAGCGUUAAAUGUUGCUGUACAUAAAAUAUCUAAAUGUGUAUAUAGAAGCCUGAACAGAUAAAAAUAGAGCCGUAAAACAUAUUCUAAUAAAACUACUAGCGCUGCAGAACAGAUUCUGAUUAAACGCAUCGGCAGGGACCUCGAAUGUUAACGGUGGAUGGAUAUAAUUUAGAGAAAUGUAGCGACAACGAAGGAGCUGUGUGGCUUUAGCUUCGAUUUGUUUUGUAUUUUUUUUUUUUCCUCUUUCUGAGACGUCAUUAUGUUUAAUUUUAAUAUAGUUUCUUUUUUUUAUUAUUAUUAUUAGUAGUAGUAGUAAAGGCAGGAACGACGUGAUGUUUCUCUUCUCACGUGUUAAAGGCCCGGAGAGGCUCAGAGGAGGCAGAAACGUUAUCAUUUGUUUGUUCUGCGGGAAUCUCGACAAAAAUACUGUUUGAAUUGAAGGUUUCCAGACAUGUUUGUUCACAGUUGGUUUCUUCUUUCUGUUUUAUGUUGAAGUUUAAGAAUGGAGCACUCAUGGUUUGAAUUAAAGUGUUUCUCCUUCUGUCA